CCUCGUCUAGCGAGUAUCAUUGUGGCUGCCAGCGACUAUGAUCACCUUGCUACAUCCCUGCCCCUGCCUUCAGAGAGGGAUCACCUUCGGCCCAGGAUAGAUCUGAUUGUGUUUAUGAUUGACAUCAAGAGCAAAUACAGCUUGAAGAACAUUGAAGCUUCCCUAGCUUAUGUGGAUGCCAGCUUCUUCCUGGGGAAAGUGUGCUUUCUUGUCACUGGGGUUGGCCGGGUGAAGGACUGCAGCGUGGAGAUGAACGCCAUCUGGAAACUGGGGGAAGUCUACUGCAGUCCUGUGCUGUUCUGUGAGCUGGAGUUGGAAGGGACACGAGUUGCCACUGCUCAGCGACUUCUCCGGAUGUUACGGAUCUGUGCUGGUCACGUACCAGGAGUUUCUGCCUUGUCCUUUGGCUUACUGAUGAGGAACUCUGCUGAUGACUAGCUUCUCGUGAGAAUUCAGCCACAUUCAUCAGGUUUUUUCACUUCAGGCAUUCAAGCUGCUGCAGUUGGAAUCACAUUGGGAAGCUUUUUUGCCUGACUUGUCAUGACCACUCAUCCAGAACUGUUCCUAGUUGCUAGUCUCUC
Cariama cristata (Red-legged seriema) is the source of this 581-nucleotide messenger RNA. It is a transcript of the gene CENPM, whose product is annotated as centromere protein M. The record is from RefSeq and is a predicted model, not a curated record. NCBI's taxonomy places the organism in Eukaryota, Metazoa, Chordata, Aves, Cariamiformes, Cariamidae. The transcript is spliced from 5 exons. The annotation marks the transcript as partial.